Macrosteles quadrilineatus (aster leafhopper) is the source of this 1898-nucleotide messenger RNA. RefSeq names its product farnesyl pyrophosphate synthase-like. Gene Ontology annotation, biological process: trans, trans-farnesyl diphosphate biosynthetic process. Gene Ontology annotation, molecular function: (2E,6E)-farnesyl diphosphate synthase activity; dimethylallyltranstransferase activity. Lineage: Eukaryota; Metazoa; Arthropoda; Insecta; Hemiptera; Cicadellidae. The coding region runs from base 411 to 1652 and encodes 413 amino acids. Gene Ontology annotation, cellular component: cytoplasm. The transcript is spliced from 9 exons. The record is from RefSeq and is a predicted model, not a curated record.
AAUUGCGAAGUUUCAAGAAUUCUGUUACUGUCACUGUUUGUUUGGUAGAGAGGAAUUCUAAUUAUUCACAUAUCCCAUGCUGUUCGCUGUUCGGUGAUUUUUGCGUGGAAAUAACUCGUUUUAAUAACUGUGAUUAGAAGCUUUUCGUUGCUUUUAUUCUAGAGGAUAACGUUUAAAAGUUAGAGUUGGUAUAUUUUGUUCUGCGUUUAGCUAAGAUUCGAACGGUAGGCUAGUGUUAAAAGUUUAUUUAUAUUCAGAUUCAGGCCCACCGGUAGUUGAUUUGCUGAACUGUGUUUGUGUUCACCGCCGGACUUAACGAAAGGAACCGAACCAAAGUGUUUAUCCCUAUGAAGUGUUGUUGAUUGAUAUUUGACUAAUAAGGCUUAGGCUACACACAACUGAAGGCAAUCAUGUUCAGCUCCUUAAAACUUGGUGGAAUUCAAACUGCUCAGUUUCUAAAAUUAAACGAGCAUGUACUGAAUCGUUUAUGCAAUUCACUGUCAUGCUACACUUUCAACAAACUUGAACUCAACAAUACUGGCCAAGUUGAACAGUCAAGAAAGAAAUUUUGCAGAAAUUUUGGAUCAGUGACACCAGCAGCGAUUGGUCAUGCAGUCAGCAAAGAUGACCGUCGGGACUUUAUGGCAGUGUUUCCAGAUAUCGUGAGGGACUUGACGGAAACCCACCGACAGACAGAGAUACCGGACGUCACCAAGUGGUAUGCAAAGGUAUUACAAUACAAUGUACCUGGAGGCAAGAAAAACCGAGGCUUGGCUUUGGUGCUGGCUCACCGCAUGCUUGUUUCGUCUGAUGCUUUAACACCCGAGAAAAUCAGAGACACUCACAUUAUGGGAUGGUGUAUUGAAAUGCUUCAGGCGUUUUUCCUUGUCAUCGAUGACAUGAUAGACAAUGCAGAGACUAGACGCGGCCGGCCGUGUUGGUAUCGCAACCCCGACGUCGGCUACAGUGCGGCAAACGAUGGCAUCUUCAUAGAGUCCGGGGUCUACCAGCUACUCAGAAAACACUUUAGCAACAAGCCCUACUACAUGCAGGCUUUGGAUAUGUUUCACGACGUUACUCACAAGACGAUCAUGGGCCAGACCUUGGAUGUACUGACAGCUCAAAGUCUCCACAAGUACAAGCUGGACAAGUUUACUAUGGACAGAUACAACAGCAUCGUCAAGUACAAAACCUCCUACUAUUCCUUCCAUCUACCUGUUGCACUGGCAAUGUAUAUGGCUGGUAUAACAAACGCAGAGGCUCACAGACAAGCUAAAGUUUUACUUCUUGAGAUGGGAAAUUUCUACCAAGUUCAGGAUGAUUACAUGGAUUGUUUUGGAGAUCCGGGAGUAACCGGGAAAAUCGGGACGGACAUUCAGGACGGGAAAUGCUCAUGGCUGGCUGUAGUGGCUCUACAAAGAUGUACCCCGCAACAGAGAAAAAUCAUGGAGGAAUGCUAUGGCUCAACCGACCCGGAGAAGGUGAACGCUGUGAAGGAGGUUUACAAUCAGAUAAAUUUACCGCACAUUUACGCAACUUACGAGGAGGACAGCUACAACCUAAUCACCACUCACAUUCAACAACUGUCGGCCGGUCUCAACCACGAGGUGUUCUUCAAACUGCUCGACAAAAUAUACAAACGGGACAACUAAAGAGCAAACACUCGUCACACUGGAUGUCUAGAUACCUUAGGUUAGGAUUUAGGUGUAACUACUUAGUCAUUGAGCCGUAGUUAUGACCUUGAAUCGUUGUUAAGGUCGGUGCCAAAGUAUUAUGGGGGAAGUACAAGGGUAAUCAAACUAGGUUAUAUACCAUGCUUUAAAAAAGUGUUUGUAGUUUACUGAAUUAUCAGAUUUGCAUGCAAUCCAGUCAUAUCAGUUUUGUUGUAGUUUUUUUUU